Trichoplusia ni (cabbage looper) is the source of this 1655-nucleotide messenger RNA. RefSeq lists its product as uncharacterized. The annotation marks the transcript as partial. The record is from RefSeq and is a predicted model, not a curated record. The transcript has 2 exons. Lineage: Eukaryota; Metazoa; Arthropoda; Insecta; Lepidoptera; Noctuidae.
AUUUUGUUCACAAGAUUAUCACCAGCCUCGAGAUAUCGCUUGCGUGAUACGACGUGCGACGCUUGAAGAUAGAAUGCGCAGGACCGAAGUUAGUCAGUAGCGAAAUUAUGAAGGUGUGCACCAAUAGGCGCGGACUGCUGGCUCACCGAACUCACGCAAAGACGCAGCGACUUCAGGCUGGUCAGCGAAAAACGCGCGGAUUCUAUCUCAGCCAAUUAGUCUGGACGGGGACCUAGGGUGUAGAUUUUUUUUUUGCGACGUUUGUUAUUCUAAGUAAUAUCUACGUUAUUGUGGACAAUACCUUCAAUUAUAAUCAAAGUUAACGACGUUCAUUGGUUGGUGUCCCGCAGCUGAUUUGAUUUCGUCGACAAAUUGUUAUCGUUACCUACGGCCAUCACCAUGAUUAAACAGUGUGUACAGUUGAAGCGUACUGCGCUGGUUACGUACUGAUAAACAUUUCAAGAAAAUGAUUUGAUAUAGUUUUAAAAAACUGAAAAGUGUAUUGGUGUGGUUUAGUGAUACUUGUGAGAUCUGUGUAGUGAGUCAAGAUGGAUAGAUUUAGGCAAAAGAACAAAAAGGAAAAACCGAUGAAGUACGUCGGUAAAGAUCCAACACCCAUGUUGACUGAUGUGAAAAGCAUUCAAGAAAAUUUGAAAAUUAAAGAAAUAUUACGAACUGUUAAAAUGAACAGUAGUAUGAGAAUAAAAGCACCAAGAGGGAGUAAAGUUAUGCAAAAUAAGGAUUUUAUAGACAACGAAGAUAUUUUUGAGAAAGAACCAAACUGUGAAAACGUACAACACCCGAAUGCAACAAAUCCAAAUGUUGUCUUAAACAGUAAUUGCAUGGAAAUAAACGAAAAUGAUUCGGACGACAAAACCGAAACAGCAACUGAAAAUAAUGAGCAAAAUGAGGAUACAUUAUGCGAAUCUAAUGAUAAAAAUAGUUCAAUGGAUAAAACGGCAGAGGACUCAGUCCCGGAAACAGAAAACAUAUCAAAUAUCAAAUCAAUUACUGAAGAAGAUAAACAAAUCAACAUUCCAGAUGUGAAGAUCGAUUUGCUGCCCCCGAGCGACGUCCCACAUGUGAAGCCUCGUGAUAGAAAACUAUCUCUAGACCAAACUAUGUUGACGAGGCGGGAAGGAUUGUCACAAUCAGAACUGGAUCUGAAUUCAAUAGGGAAAUCACCACUAGAGAGAAAAUCAUCAUUCUUUAGAAAAACAAUGGAUAGCUUCUUGAAAAAUACAACAGAAUAUUUCAAACGCCAGUCAAUUAGUAGAAGCCAAAGCAUUCAGCGGAGAGGGUCCAUGUCUAUGUCUCUUCAGUCGUUAAACGAGAACACCGUCUGUAAUGGUGAUUACGGGGAACUGCUGCAUAAACAUCAAGAGGAGCUUCAGGGCAGUGCGACUAGUUUGCAGUCGUCUUUGACAGCUGCUGGGAGCGGGUCCAGUAUGUCGAAGUCUCAAAGUGAGCGCACUCUGCCUGACCCCCUAAGUGAAGGAGACAGCCUUGCCGGUAGCUUCCCUAUCUUAUCAGGCAGCCAACCCCUCGGAGACACAUCAUCGCACAGCGUACUAAGUGAGUACCAUUUUAUUAUGAUAUCUGUCUGUCCAGAAUUUCCUUACACUGUGCAGAAAUUGUGUGAAGAAGGGACCUGU